Lolium perenne is the source of this 518-nucleotide messenger RNA. Its product is annotated as defensin Tm-AMP-D1.2. Lineage: Eukaryota; Viridiplantae; Streptophyta; Magnoliopsida; Poales; Poaceae. The record is from RefSeq and is a predicted model, not a curated record. Gene Ontology annotation, biological process: defense response.
CAACCGAGCAGCAGCUAGGAGUACAUAACAUAGCAAGUGAAAGCAGUGAGCUCCGUCGGUCGGUGACUUUUGUGAUCGGCUGAAGCUAGCAGAGAUGGCAGUUUCUUCUGGCCGCGCGGCAGCGUCCGCCGCCCUCCUCCUUCUCCUCCUCCUCGCCACAGAGCUGGGGACGACGACAGUGGCGGGGGCGGGGGAGAGGACCUGCAAAUCGCAGAGCCACAACUUCAAGGGGGAGUGCACGAGCACGACCAACUGCGCCAGCGUGUGCAAGACUGAGGGCUUCCCCGACGGCAAGUGCAAGUCGCACUACUUCGUGCGCAAGUGCUUCUGCAUCAAGGACUGCUGACCGGCUAGCGCUCCGCAGACCGGCGAUCGACCUCCGCUUCUUCUGUUCCUGUUGAUCAAUCGGCUGCUAGUUGUUCGUCCGUCGCCGCUCGCGCGUCUGUCUGCUAGAUGUGUCCUCCGCGCGCGCUUAGAAUAAAGUAGAAUUGGAAAUUAAGUGAUGUUGUGUGUGUGAA